AUGGUCGACGCCGACGCCCGCCCGCGCCCCCCGAAAGACUACGAACAAUUCCCGGAUGAAGCUUUGGAGCGGUACCUCGAGCUGCCCAGUGAGGAAACCAUCAAGCAAAUAAGAGCCCUGGAGAUUGAUGAGGGAGACGAGAUGGCUGUACAUCGGAGGAAUGUCCUGAGCCAGAGCCGCCACAACAUGCGCCUCUGCGACGAAUGCGUGCCGGGUCCAAUGGGCUCUGGCUGCAAAGUUUGCCUGGUGAAGUUAUGCUGCAAUCCCUCCAGCUCGCAGGGAACAGCGGCGCCCUCGGCUGCUGCGCGCGACAACUGUGGUGGCGAGUGUGCGAGUCCUAACGGGUUCGAUAAAUUUAUCCCCAGCAUGCGCGUGCGGUGCUUGCAGGCCAUCGACCACUACCGAAUGCUCUCUGACGAUUCCAGCAUAAAAGCUAUUGCAAAGGUGCUAAUGGAACUUUUCGGCUGA
Messenger RNA from Pyricularia oryzae 70-15, 468 nucleotides. RefSeq lists its product as uncharacterized. The record is from RefSeq and is a predicted model, not a curated record. The transcript has a single exon. Bases 1 to 468 code for a protein of 155 amino acids. NCBI's taxonomy places the organism in Eukaryota, Fungi, Ascomycota, Sordariomycetes, Magnaporthales, Pyriculariaceae.